Patella vulgata (common limpet) is the source of this 1567-nucleotide messenger RNA. RefSeq names its product betaine--homocysteine S-methyltransferase 1-like. Gene Ontology annotation, molecular function: zinc ion binding; methyltransferase activity. Lineage: Eukaryota; Metazoa; Mollusca; Gastropoda; Patellidae. Bases 202 to 1245 code for a protein of 347 amino acids. The transcript has 7 exons. The record is from RefSeq and is a predicted model, not a curated record.
UGUAAAAAAUAGAUAAGUCAAGUUCAAUUAUCAGGCCUCUGUGGAGCGUGAGAUUUCGCCCAUUGGCCUAUAUUAAUAUCUAUAAAAGGCGGGCUAAUCUUAGAGUGCCAAACUUCUCUACGAUAUCACCCUUGGUGGAAGUGGACGAAAAACUCCUGGAACGAAAAUACUAGAGUGCCAACAAUUUGUGAAAUACAUGAAAUGGUGGCUACUAAAGGUCUAUUAGCACGCCUGAAAGACGGUGAAGAUAUCAUAGUAGCGGAGGGGUAUGUGUUUGAGUUUGAGAGACGAGGUUUGUUGAAAGCUGGCGCAUUUGUUCCGGAAGUUGUUCUGGAGAACCCGGAAUGGGUUCGUCAACUACACGAAGAAUUUGUCCGGGCUGGUAGCGAUGUUGUGCUAGCUUUUACAUAUUAUGGCCACAGAGAGAAACUGAGGGUAAUUGGAAGAGAACAAGAUAUAGAAGCAUUAAACAUAAAUGCUUUAAAGAUCGCCCGUGAUGUGGCAAAUAAAACUAACACUCUAAUGGCAGGAAAUAUCUGCAAUUCUACAGUAUAUCGAAGUGAUAACCAAGCUUCUAUAGAACAAGCAGAGGCCAUGUUUAAGGAACAGAUAGAAUGGGCAGUACAGGAGAAAGCUGAUUUUAUUGUAGCUGAAACAUUCAGUGAAUUGGGCGAAGCAAUGUUAGCUCUACAAUGUAUCCAAAAAUAUGGCAACGGUUUACCAGCAGUUGUCACAUUAAUUCCCCACUCCAAAAACACAACAUUUGAUGGACUAACAUAUGGCGAGGCCUGUCGAAAAUUGGAGGAUGCUGGAGCUGCUGUAGUCGGUGUAAAUUGUGGACGCGGACCAAUCACCACAUUACCUUUAUUGAAGGAAAUUAGGCACUCAUGUAAAGGUCCUAUUGCUGCUCUACCAGUGCCUUACAGAACGACAACAGAACAACCAACUUUCCAAUCUUUGACUGACCCAGUCACGGGCGUACAAGCGUUCCCUGUUGAUCUACCAGCCCAUGCCUGUAGUAGAAGUCAGAUUAGACAGUGGGCAGAAGAAGUUAAACAACUUGGUGUACAGUAUGUAGGAUUGUGUUGUGGUAAUGCGUCACAUUAUCUACGUGAAGUAGCCGAGGUUUAUGGUCGGAAACCAGUGGCUAGUAAAUAUACACCGGAUAUGACGCAACAUUUUAUUUAUGGUAAUCGUGCUAAUAACAAAACAUAUUAUACAACAGAAGUCAAGAGAUUUCUGUAGAAACGUGCAUUCUUCAUUUGUGGUCAUCUGUCAUUUGGAGGUACCAUAGCAAAGAACUGAAGACAGAGGACCACUACUGAUCAUACCACGUGAAUACGAUACACAUGAGACAAUUCUUUUUAUCACCAAAUACCACAUUUUACAGUUGAUAUAAUUCCUAUAAAACAAGACUUGACCGCCGCAAAACAAUGAAAUAUCCCUAUAUAAGUUUAGAAUUGCCUAGGAAGUUGUCAAUAACCUUACAGUGAUAACUGGUCUAUGUUUGUACAUAUUUAUUAAUACUGUAUUGUAUAUAUCUGUAUCAUAGGGGAGGGGUUACAUG